Chlorella variabilis is the source of this 1266-nucleotide messenger RNA. RefSeq lists its product as hypothetical. Gene Ontology annotation, molecular function: tRNA-guanosine(34) queuine transglycosylase activity. NCBI's taxonomy places the organism in Eukaryota, Viridiplantae, Chlorophyta, Trebouxiophyceae, Chlorellales, Chlorellaceae. The coding region runs from base 1 to 1266 and encodes 421 amino acids. The record is from RefSeq and is a predicted model, not a curated record. The transcript is spliced from 10 exons.
AUGCGACGCUGCGGCACCCUAACCGGCACUGGCUGCCUCUGCUCAUCUUCUCUUCCGUGCACUCAGUCGACGCGGCUGCACCCUUCUGGGUUGCUCCACAGGUCGGCAAAGUCUGGGGCGCGGGUGGGACGCAUCCACACGCCCCACGGCAUCAUCGACACCCCUGGAUUUGUGGCGGUGGGCACCAACGCGGCGCUCAAAGCGGUGGAUGGACCCUGGGCAGAUGCAGGCACGCACCGGGAGGGCCAGCAGCUCAUGUUCUGCAACACCUACCAUUUACUUCUGCACCCGGGGGCCGACGUGGUGGAGGCGGCCGGCGGCCUGCACGCCUUCAUGAACCGCCAGCUGCCGCUCAUCACCGACAGCGGCGGCUUCCAGGCAAGCCGCGCCUGCCAGCCUGUCUUCUCGCUGGCUUAUGGCACGGUGCACGAGGAGGUGAACAGCCUGAAGCGGGGCAGCGGCAAGAGCCGGCACAAGCAGGAGCACAACCUGGUGGCCCGUGUGUCGGAGGAGGGGGUCACCUUUCGAAGCUAUCGCGACGGCGCCAGGAUGCUGCUGACCCCUGAGAGCAGCGUGCUGGCCCAGAAGCAGCUGGGAGCUGACAUCAUCGUGCCGCUGGAUGAGCUGCCGCCAUACCACACAGAGCCGCAGGUGCUGGCUGCCAGCCUGGCGAGGUCGCACCGCUGGAUGGCACGCAGCUUGAAAACGCACCUGGCCGACGUGCGGCAGCAGGCAAUGUAUGCAGUGGUGCAUGGCGGCCUGUCGCUGGAGCUGCGCCAGCAGAGCAUAGACUACCUCACCUCCCUUCCCUUUGACGGGUUUGCAGUGGGGGGCAGCCUGGGGAAGGACAGGGGCGACCUGUUUUGGCUGCUGGAGCGGAUCAUGCCUCGCCUGCACGAGCGCGGCACCGGCACCAAACCCGUGCACAUCCUGGGCAUCGCAGACCCGGCCAGCAUCCCGCAGCUGGUGACGUAUGGUUGCGAUACGUUUGAUAGUUGUUACCCAACUCGGGUGGGGCGCCACGGCACAAUGCUCACCAAGGACGGCCCGCUGCGGGUGAUCAGCGGCCUGUACAAGACCGCCUUCCGGCCGCCGGUCGAGGGCUGCACCUGCCACACGUGCCGCACGCACAGCCUGGCAUAUCUGCACCACUUGGUCAAGGCCAAGGAGCCGCUUGCUGCCAGCUUGCUGACCAUCCACAACGUGCACCACAUGAAUGCCAUGAUGGCCGGGCUGCGGCGGCAGAUCUUGGCUGACGAAAUCUGA